Messenger RNA from Papaver somniferum (opium poppy), 2072 nucleotides. Its product is annotated as KIN17-like protein. The record is from RefSeq and is a predicted model, not a curated record. The coding region runs from base 236 to 1438 and encodes 400 amino acids. Gene Ontology annotation, molecular function: double-stranded DNA binding. Lineage: Eukaryota; Viridiplantae; Streptophyta; Magnoliopsida; Ranunculales; Papaveraceae. Gene Ontology annotation, biological process: DNA damage response; DNA replication. The transcript is spliced from 2 exons. Gene Ontology annotation, cellular component: nucleus.
CCUCUAUUAUGCACUUCCCGUCCCUAAUUCUAUUCUCUUCUCCAACUCUCUGGUUCUCUUCGCCCUACAAGCCCUAAAAUCUCAGUUUAUCCUCUCCGGGACAUUAUCUUAUUAUUCUUUCCGGUAAGAAAUUCAAUUAUCCCUAUUCUGUUGAUUGUUAUAGGUUUAUUGCCGGAAGAUUUUAUUUUAAAACCCUAAAUCAAGAAAUCUCUAAGUUUUAUUUUGUAUUCAAACAAUGGGUAAGAACGAUUUUCUAACGCCAAAAGCAAUAGCAAAUAGAAUAAAGGCAAAAGGUUUGCAGAAGCUACGUUGGUACUGUCAGAUGUGUCAAAAACAAUGUAGAGAUGAGAAUGGAUUUAAGUGUCAUUGCAUGAGUGAAUCCCACCAACGCCAGAUGGAAGUUUUUGGUCAAAACCCCACUCGAGUUAUUGAUGGAUACACUGAAGAAUUCGAAACUACUUUUCUUGAUCAUUUAAAAAGAAGUCAUCGAUUUAGUCGAAUUGCUGCAACUGUUGUUUACAAUGAGUAUAUUGCUGAUCGUCACCAUGUACACAUGAAUUCGACAGAAUGGGCUACUUUAACUGAUUUCGUUAAGCAUUUAGGUAGGACUGGAAAAUGUAAGGUUGAAGAGACGCCCAAAGGGUGGUUUAUGACUUAUAUUGAUCGUGAUUCAGAGACCCUUUUCAAGGAGCGAUUGAAGAAUAAGAGAGUUAAGUCGGAUAUGGCUGAAGAGGAAAAACAAGAAAGGACGAUUAGAAGACAGAUUGAACGUGCCGAGCAAUCAAUGCCAUUAUCGACAAUUGAGGAAGGGCAAAAAGAAGGCGAUGAAGCGGAGAAACUGCUGGUACCUAAACUGGAAGGGGGGAAGAUUGCAUUUGCUUUAGGUUCGUCUUCUAAACCUGCUACUAAAGAAAAUGGUGAGAGGUCUACCUCCAAAGUUGUUUUUGAUGAAGUUGAGGUUGACAAGGUUGAGAAGAAGGGUAAAGGUAGUGGUGCUUUAAGUAAAGGUGGUGGCGGUAGCUCAGCUUUAGAUGAGGUGAUGAAAGAGCAAGAGAAGGCAAAAGACCGUAACAAUCGGAAAGAUUAUUGGUUAUGUGAAGGAAUUAUAGUCAAGGUUAUGAGCAAAGACUUGGCACAAAAAGGCUAUUACAAGCAAAAGGCACAGGUUGUUAAGGUAAUUGACAAGUAUGUUGGAGAAUUGCAAAUGCUUGACACCAAGCACAUACUUAGAGUUGAUCAAGAGGAGCUCGAAACAGUGAUUCCACAGAUUGGGGGUCUUGUGAAGAUAGUAAAUGGGGCUUACCGAGGAUCAAAUGCUAGGUUGUUGAAAGUGGACACAGAUAAGUUUAGUGCCAAGGUGCAGAUAGAAAAGGGCAUAUAUGAUGGAAGAGUACUUCAGGCAGUUGAUUAUGAAGACAUCUGCAAGAUUGCACAAUGAGUCUGUAGUUAUGCUGACAAGGGACAAACUGUUGAAUGAAAAUGUACGGAGGAGCUCUUCGACAGCACAGCCAUCUUGAAGUACUGUCAAAAGCCAAGGGGUGCUAAAGCUUCAAAAGACAUGUAGAAAAUUUGUUUCAUGGAAGAAGAGGUGGUAAAUGUUUCAUAAGAUGCUGGGGAAGAUAAUAACAUAUGGCAUUUUUAAGCACGUCUUUAUGUUGCUUUGGGAGUGUCUGUCGGAUGCCUUUGGGAUCGUUUCUGUUCUAUGAUACCUUUGGGAUCGUUUCUGUUCUAUGAUAAACGCCGUUUGUUUUAUCCUUUUUCUUAUUGGAUUUUAGAAACAGUACGUAAAAGGGGGUCCUAAUCAUCAGCAAUGGAAACGCUCCUUGUAAAAUAGGAUCACCCUCAUCAGUAAGGGAAGAGUACUUCUGUUCGGAUUUAGUUUCCAAAGAAUCGAAACUUACUAGCACCUUCUAUGGUAUUGUCAUUUUGCUGUUGAUGAAUUUAUAGUGUUGCCUCUUGUUGCUUUUCAAAGAAUCAGAACUUGUAUUACCUUUUAUAGUAUUAUCAUUUUGCUGUUGAUAAAUUUAUAGUGUUGCCUCUUGUUGCUUUUCAAAGAAUCAGAACUUGUAUUA